AGUAAGAUUUAGGUGUAGCAUAACACCUAUUAGCUACAUUAAUAAUUAUGUCCUCACAAGAAUAGUAAGACAAGAGUGUGUGUGUGGGUUUUGUGAGUCCAGAAACAGGUAUGGCAGUGUCAGGCCAGAGCACGAUGCACAAUGCACUACACAUCUACAUGAAUGGUUCGAUGUCAUCAGUGCCAGCAUCAGCUAAUGACCCCAUAUUCCUUCUGCGCCACGCGUUUAUAGACAGCAUCUUUGAGCAAUGGCUACGUCUUCACCGCCCCCCGCGCACUACUUACCCAGAAUCCAACGCUCCGAUUGGCCAUAAUGGAGGCUACAACAUGGUACCCAGCAGAUUUGGCCCUGGCUCUCGGGGCCGCGGUGCUCGGAGCCCUGGUUACCGCUGUCAUCGGUGUGGUUAUCAGAAGGGUUGUUGUGGUGGCGCGUCGCCGAGGGAACAGAGAAAAUCAAUACGGAGAGAAACAACCACUACUGAACAGCAGCGACGAAGAGAACACUGCCUCAUAUCAGACCACACUCUGAACACACACACAAAAUGGUACACAAUAUAUUGAAUUGUACUGUAUAAACACACAUGACCAUGUACACACACAUACACACAGAGAUAAUGCAACACACAUAACUGAACACACAUGGAAAAUGAACCAUGCUAUUUUUAUACAGAUAAUUAAACACACACACACCACUCAUACACGAAUCACUCAAAAUAUACACACACAAAAUGGUACACAUAUUGAAUUGUACUGUAUGAACACACCUGACCAUUUACACACACACACAGUCAGACCCAAAGACUGUACUGUUAAAUGCUUAUUAUGUGAAUCAAAUGAACAUGUACUGUGUUCAUAAAACACCAAAAAUGUUUAUAUAAUGAUAAAAUAAAAUGCUUAUAAAAUCGACACACUGCAGGGCUGUAAACACACACACACACACACACACACACACGAUAAAUACCCAUAAAAUACAACAUUUCAAUGUUAAAAUU
This is a messenger RNA of Neoarius graeffei (lesser salmon catfish), 991 nucleotides long. RefSeq names its product tyrosinase-like. NCBI's taxonomy places the organism in Eukaryota, Metazoa, Chordata, Actinopteri, Siluriformes, Ariidae. The coding region runs from base 111 to 560 and encodes 149 amino acids. The transcript is spliced from 2 exons. Gene Ontology annotation, molecular function: tyrosinase activity. The record is from RefSeq and is a predicted model, not a curated record. Gene Ontology annotation, biological process: pigmentation; melanin biosynthetic process.